Messenger RNA from Saprolegnia diclina VS20, 1482 nucleotides. RefSeq lists its product as hypothetical. Bases 15 to 1445 code for a protein of 476 amino acids. The transcript is spliced from 6 exons. Gene Ontology annotation, molecular function: 2-oxoglutarate-dependent dioxygenase activity. NCBI's taxonomy places the organism in Eukaryota, Oomycota, Saprolegniomycetes, Saprolegniales, Saprolegniaceae. The record is from RefSeq and is a predicted model, not a curated record.
UGCAACUCGACGCCAUGCUUGCGGUCCUCGCGCUGAGCGCUGGCCACGUCAGCGCGUCGCUCUUCGGAGGGCCCGCGCUCAAUGAAAGCUGCAAAAGCGUCGUCUACAAGGGGCCGAUGGGCUCGUCCCUGAACGCGUUCCGGCAGGCUAAGGCCGCGUUUGCAUUCGAAGACCUCUGCUUUGUCGAGGAGGUUGUGCCCGACCCCCUCUCGUCGUCGAGCCUGCUCUACUACCCCAAGCACGACGCCUUCUCACCACGCACAUGCCUCUUGCCCGGGUUGCCCCCGCCGCAGGUGUUUACAGAAGGUCCAGUGACGCACGACGCGAUCGUCGCGUUCGUCAACCGCCAUGCCCACACGUUCCGCGCUCUCGAUGGCUCGCUGCAGCCGAUCGCUGCGACCGCCAACGCCCUCGAGUCGAGCCGAUAUACCGUUCCGCGUUCAACCACAGACCGCUCGUGCAAGGUCGUUGACGCCAGCGAGAUGACGACAGCGCGCUUCCGCGACCACGUUCUCCGCAACGAACCGCUCAUCAUUCGAAACGCAGCGACUACUGCGAUGCGUAGCCCGGCGUGGUCGACGGAGCGUCUCCUCGAGCGGAUCGGGCGCAACGACGUGCAUGUCAAAGUGUCGCCGACCGGUGACUUUGAAGGCUGCGAGCCGCUCGCGUGGUGGUCAACGGCUGAGGACGCAGCGAUCCCAGACUUUGUCGCCGCCCACCUUGAAUCGCCCGACCGCGUCCUUGUCCGGCCGGCCGCCGCCAACAUGCCCUUUGCCGACUUUAUUGGCAAGCUGCGGGGAGCGACCAACUCGUCGACGUCGUACUACCUCGAGUAUCUCUCGCUGACGACGUAUGUGCCCGAGCUCCUCUCGGAUAUUCCAUCGUACCCCUGGGCCGACUUUUUGACGCUCGAAGUCCAAAACCUCUGGUUUGGCGAUGGCAAAAGCGUGGGUAAACUGCACUUUGACGCGUAUGAGAAUAUCAUGGUCAUGGUCGCGGGCUCGAAAGAGUUUGUGCUCUUCGAUCCGUCGGACAAUCGUCGGCUGUAUGAAGGCCACAUCCGCGAGGCGCAGUACGACAUUGAUGACGACGGUGUCAUAUCUCGCACGCGACUCCUGCAGUCGACCUCGAUGGUCAACAGCCCCGUCGACAUCAACAGCCCAAACGACAUGCACACGUACCCGCGCUUUCAAGACGCCACGCCACUGCGCUGCACGAUCCACGAAGGCGACGCGCUCUUCCUCCCGUCGUUUUGGUGGCACGAGGUCACGUCGUCGCCGGCCACCGACGAGCCGCGCAACGUCGCCGUCAACUUCUGGUAUUCGCCUGUGUACCACCGCGGUUUUCCGUGCCCGACGUGCCGGCUGCACUUCAACACGCAGGCGUACGCGUCGCUGCUCGAGGCCGAGCACAUGGCGCGCCACCCGCCCAAGGACGAGCUGUAAUUUCACAAGACAAUAUGUCGUAUCGAUGGGUCUAUUU